This is a messenger RNA of Arvicanthis niloticus (Nile rat), 903 nucleotides long. NCBI's taxonomy places the organism in Eukaryota, Metazoa, Chordata, Mammalia, Rodentia, Muridae. The record is from RefSeq and is a predicted model, not a curated record.
AUGAACCUGGUCCUGGAGCUUCUCCUGCUGGUGGGCAUCAUCAUCUACUCCUACCUGGAGUCACUGGUAAAGUUCUUCAUUCCCCGGAGAAGGAAAUCUGUGGCCGGACAGACUGUUCUCAUCACGGGAGCUGGACACGGAAUAGGCAGGCUGACCGCUUAUGAAUUUGCAAAUCGAAAAAGCAGGUUGGUCCUGUGGGAUAUUAAUAAGCGCGGUGUCGAGGAAACAGCAGCCAAGUGCAGGAAGCUGGGAGCAGUAGUGCAUGUGUUUGUGGUGGACUGCAGCAACCGGGCGGAGAUUUACAGCUCUGUGGAUCAGGUAAAGAAAGAAGUAGGUGACAUCGAGAUCGUGGUAAACAAUGCUGGGGCAAUAUAUCCAGCGGACCUUCUUAGUGCCAAGGAUGAGGAGAUCACCAAGACCUUUGAGGUCAACAUUCUAGGACAUUUUUGGAUCAUAAAAGCACUCCUUCCAUCCAUGCUGAGAAGAAACUCUGGCCACAUUGUCACAGUGGCUUCAGUGUGCGGCCACGGAGUGAUUCCUUAUCUCAUCCCUUAUUGCUCCAGCAAGUUCGCUGCUGUGGGUUUCCACAGAGCACUGACUGCAGAACUCGACACCUUGGGGAAAACUGGUAUCAAAACCUCAUGUGUCUGCCCUGUGUUCGUGAAUACUGGCUUCACCAAAAACCCGAGUACAAGGUUGUGGCCUGUAUUAGAGCCAGACGAAGUUGCAAGGAGUCUGAUGGAUGGAAUACUUACCAACAAGAAAAUGAUCUUCGUUCCAUCCUAUAUCAAUAUCUCUCUAGUACUGGAAAAGUUUCUUCCUGAACGUGCCUUAAAAGCUAUAAGUCGCGUACAGAACAUUCAAUUUGAAGCAAUUGUGGGCCACAAAACCAAGAUGAAGUAA